AUGGUACAUCGCCGUCAGCCAGAAGGAGAAACAACGGAUCAUAAGGGAAUUGACCGCCAUCAUCCCGCUGCGCAAACCAAAGAUGUGCAACGUGCUCGAACACAAGGACUCGAAGCUAGUCUACCGCAGAUACGCCAGCCUGUUCUUCAUCGCGUGCGUCGAAAACGACGACAACGAACUCAUCACGCUCGACCUCAUCCAGCGCUACGUCGAAAUCAUGGACAAGGCAUACGGCAGCGUGUGCGAGCUCGACAUCAUCUUCAACUUCCAGGUGGCGUAUCACGUGAUCGACGAGCUCGUGAUCGACGGCGUGAUACAGGAGAGCAGCGCGUCGGAGGUGCUGAAGCGCGUGAACCAGCAGGACCAGCAGGAACUGGACGAGUUCAUGGACGCCACGUACGCAUAGCGGCAGGCGCGUAUAGCUAUAAUGAUCGGACGCAUAUGGAUGACCUGUAG
Molecule: messenger RNA, 456 nt
Organism: Ogataea angusta
Lineage: Eukaryota; Fungi; Ascomycota; Pichiomycetes; Pichiales; Pichiaceae
Exons: 1
Coding region: 1-456 (151 amino acids)
Source: RefSeq, a predicted model, not a curated record